Molecule: messenger RNA, 1890 nt
Organism: Peromyscus eremicus (cactus mouse)
Lineage: Eukaryota; Metazoa; Chordata; Mammalia; Rodentia; Cricetidae
Gene: Smarcd1
Product: SWI/SNF related, matrix associated, actin dependent regulator of chromatin, subfamily d, member 1
Exons: 13
Coding region: 190-1737 (515 amino acids)
Biological process (GO): regulation of transcription by RNA polymerase II
Cellular component (GO): nucleus; SWI/SNF complex
Source: RefSeq, a predicted model, not a curated record
CGGGAGGGAGUGGUCAGCACGCCUUUCCCGCUAGUUGCCCCCUCUAGCCCGUAGUCUCGCUGCCCCGAGCCGCCCGUGCCCGCCGGCGGGCCGGGCCCACAAACAGCCCAGGCUCUCGGGGGGCGCGCGGGGGGCGGGGGGAGUUCCGGUUCCGGUUCUUUGUGCAGCUGCAGCGGCGGCUCCGGGAAGAUGGCGGCCCGGGCGGGUUUCCAGUCUGUGGCUCCGAGCGGCGGUGCCGGAGCCUCAGGAGGGGCGGGCGUGGCGGCUGCCCUGGGCCCGGGCGGAACUCCCGGGCCUCCCGUGCGAAUGGGCCCGGCGCCGGGUCAAGGGCUGUACCGCUCCCCUAUGCCCGGGGCGGCCUAUCCGAGACCAGGCAUGCUGCCAGGCAGCCGAAUGACUCCUCAGGGACCUUCCAUGGGACCUCCUGGCUAUGGGGGGAACCCUUCAGUCCGACCUGGCCUGGCCCAGUCAGGGAUGGACCAGUCCCGCAAGAGACCUGCGCCUCAACAGAUCCAGCAGGUCCAGCAGCAGGCGGUCCAAAAUCGAAAUCACAAUGCAAAGAAAAAGAAGAUGGCUGACAAAAUCCUACCUCAAAGGAUUCGGGAAUUGGUACCAGAAUCACAGGCCUAUAUGGACCUCCUGGCUUUUGAAAGGAAACUGGACCAGACUAUCAUGAGGAAGCGGUUAGAUAUCCAGGAGGCCUUGAAACGUCCCAUCAAGCAAAAACGGAAGCUUCGAAUUUUCAUUUCUAACACUUUCAAUCCGGCGAAGUCAGAUGCCGAGGAUGGGGAAGGGACAGUGGCUUCCUGGGAGCUUCGGGUAGAAGGACGCCUUCUGGAGGAUUCAGCCUUGUCCAAAUACGAUGCCACCAAGCAAAAGAGAAAGUUCUCCUCCUUUUUUAAGUCCUUGGUAAUCGAACUGGACAAAGACCUCUAUGGGCCAGACAACCAUCUGGUAGAAUGGCACAGGACCGCCACUACCCAGGAGACCGAUGGCUUCCAGGUGAAACGACCGGGAGAUGUGAAUGUACGGUGUACUGUCCUGCUGAUGCUGGAUUACCAGCCCCCCCAGUUUAAAUUAGACCCUCGCCUGGCUCGGCUCUUGGGCAUCCAUACCCAGACACGUCCAGUGAUCAUCCAAGCACUGUGGCAAUAUAUUAAAACACAUAAGCUCCAGGACCCUCACGAGCGAGAGUUUGUUAUCUGUGACAAGUACCUCCAGCAGAUCUUUGAAUCUCAACGGAUGAAGUUUUCAGAGAUCCCUCAGCGGCUCCAUGCCUUGCUUAUGCCUCCAGAACCCAUCAUCAUUAAUCACGUCAUCAGUGUUGACCCAAAUGACCAGAAAAAGACAGCUUGUUAUGACAUUGAUGUGGAAGUGGAUGACACUUUGAAGACCCAGAUGAAUUCUUUCCUGCUGUCUACUGCCAGCCAGCAGGAGAUCGCCACUCUAGACAACAAGAUCCAUGAGACAAUAGAAACUAUCAACCAGCUGAAGACCCAGCGAGAGUUCAUGCUGAGCUUUGCCCGAGACCCUCAGGGUUUCAUCAAUGACUGGCUUCAGUCCCAGUGCCGGGACCUCAAGACUAUGACUGAUGUGGUGGGUAACCCAGAAGAGGAACGCCGUGCCGAGUUCUACUUCCAGCCUUGGGCUCAGGAGGCUGUGUGCCGAUACUUCUACUCCAAGGUUCAGCAGAGACGGCAGGAGCUAGAGCAAGCCCUGGGGAUCCGGAACACAUAGGCCUCUCUCUCCACCCUCCCGCGGCUGCACCAGUUCCCUUUGGGCCCGUGCUGCUGCCUCAGCGGGCUGUGCUGGUCUUGCUUGAGGCAUCAGGAGAUGCUGUUGGUUCAAGGACAGCAUCCCAACGAAGAGGGUGUCCCCUUUGUUUCACAG